Topomyia yanbarensis is the source of this 2910-nucleotide messenger RNA. RefSeq names its product monocarboxylate transporter 12 (gene Mct1). Bases 513 to 2336 code for a protein of 607 amino acids. The record is from RefSeq and is a predicted model, not a curated record. Lineage: Eukaryota; Metazoa; Arthropoda; Insecta; Diptera; Culicidae. Gene Ontology annotation, biological process: transmembrane transport; monocarboxylic acid transport. Gene Ontology annotation, molecular function: monocarboxylic acid transmembrane transporter activity. The transcript is spliced from 8 exons.
UCAUAGUCAGUCCAGCAAAACGUGUCCCCCUGCGAGGGGUCACGACGAAGAGUUCCUCCGCAUUUCCGCAGGUUGAAUAGGAAAAAGUUCAAUAACUGCCGGCUGACCGGAUCAGUGACAGUUAGUGCCGAAACAGUGAAUUUAAACAGUGGUACUGCAGCACGCGACCGUGAACUCUGUGUGUGUGUGGGAGAGCGAGGACACUGUAGAAGAACGGAAGCGCUGUUUGGAGGCGGAUAUUCGGCUAUUAGCGUAGAAAGCAAGCGGCAUCUAUGAACCUGUGAUAUUUGAAACAAACGCUUCAAAUGACUUCCACUAGCAUCGGACCAACCUCGCCAAGUUAAGAAACAAUUUCUUUGAACAAAAAGAAUUAAAGAAAGGUACAAAACUCGUUAAAAAAACAAACAAACUAUGUGUUCUGGUUCCAACGGUGAUAAAGUGCGAAAGUAAACCGUUUUCGAAGUGCAAGUGCUAUCAGUGAACAGGAACACCGGUUAGUGUGCUGCAGCAAAAUGACACACGGUCCACCGGCGCGAAAGCGUCCCCAGAAUGGCUCAACGGCGGCUGCAGCGGAUGCCGAAGGCAACCAGGACCGACUGGAAAGUAGCCUUCCACCACCACCGGAUGGUGGCUGGGGUUGGAUGGUGGUACUGGCCUCCUUCUGCAUACACAUAGUCACGGACGGCAUCACUUACUCGUUCGGUAUCUUCUACGUCGAGUUUCUCGACUAUUUCAAGGAGGGAAAAGGCUACACCGCGUGGAUUGCUUCAAUUCUGGUCGGAGUCACGCUCUGCUCUGGUCCCGUCUCAUCCUCACUGGUUAAUCGGUAUGGCUGCCGGGCGGUCACAAUUGCUGGUUCGAUCCUGGCUUCAAUCUGUCUCGCCGUCAGCAUCUACGCCAAGAAUGUUUUCACGUUGUUCAUCACCAUCGGAGCCGGUACCGGGUUGGGGCUAGGACUGAUCUACCUACCGGCCAUCGUCAGUGUGACGAUGUACUUUGAAAGACUGCGCUCGCUAGCGACCGGAAUUGCGGUGUGCGGUUCCGGACUGGGAACAUUUAUCUUUGCUCCGGUGACGGAGAUACUGAUUGCGAAGCUGGGCUGGCAGAACGCUCUCCUUGUGCUGUCGGUGAUCGUACUGGGAACGUCGAUUUUCGGUGCGAUGUUCCGACCGUUGAAAGCUGUUGAACCGCCGGCGGUCGAAGCACCGAGAGCUGAAGCACCACAUUCCAAAGCCGCAUCCAGCGUCAAACUGAAUAAUGCCGUCGAAGAAGAAGCGCACAAUUUAGGUCGUUCGCACAGCAUUGGGCAUUCGCCGAGAAUAGCGUUGAGUUCGAACGGUCAAUCCAAGAGUGGUUCAAGCUUGCAUCGCAAGCACAGCGAGGACGAAACUGCCCAGAGUCAACCGUUGGUUUCCCAACCCUCGACGUACGAUCAGGUCACGAUCAAACGGGCAGAGAGUGGUACCAUGUACCGGAAGGAUGCCCUCUACACCGGUUCUAUUCACAAUAUAGCCUCCCGGCAUGCUUCCAGUGCCAGUUUGGCCAUGUAUUCCAAGGGAACCUAUGGUUCGGUUCAGGGUGGCAGCAAGCCUCUCGGUACGGAUGAAAAAUUCGUGUGUUGUGGAUGUAUUCCUUGCUCAAAAGAAACCGCAGAUACCUACAAGGAAAUGAUGAGCUUCUCGAUACUGCGUGAUCCGAUUUUUAUCAUUUUCACCGUGUCUAACUUUCUUACGAGCGUCGGGUUCAACGUACCGUACGUCUACCUGGCGGCACAAGCCAACGUGCUAAAUAUCGAUACAAAACAGGCCAGUUACCUGCUGGGAGUAAUCGGAAUCGCUAACACAGUCGGUCGUAUCGUGCUAGGUUACCUCUCGGAUAAGCCCUGGGUUAACCGGUUACUCGUUUACAAUCUGUGCCUAACCAUUUGUGGUCUUGCGACUGCCUUCUCCGUAAUGUGCCUCGACUUCUACAGCCUCGCCACCUACUCGGCCGUGUUCGGUUUCACGAUCGGUGCCUACGUCGGUCUUACCUCCGUCAUCCUAGUCGAUCUGCUCGGGUUGGACAAGCUAACGAACGCUUUCGGUUUGCUGCUACUGUUUCAGGGUAUCGCAUCUUUUCUGGGACCACCUCUAGCCGGAUGGCUCUACGACCUAACGCUCUCGUACAAUCCGGGCUUUAUCCUGGCCGGUACAACGAUCGCCCUCAGCGGUUUCAUUCUGUUUUCCAUUCCACCGCUGCAGCGGUAUUUGGCCCGGAAACGGGCCACGGAAGCAAUUACCAAAGCUGCCGCAGCUACCACCGCCGGCUACGGAGAUAUUCCGUUGCAGGAUAGGUGAAGUCCCUGCAGUCUCCAGUCCAGUUGUUCGUGGAGUAUACGAAUUUCUUAGUAAAGCACAAGCUAAUACAUUUCCCUGGAAGACAGAUGACGAUCGGGAAGAGAACAGGAUCAAGUUGUGAUACCUACUAAGUAGAUAUGAAUCGAUAGGAUGUUUAACACUGAUUCAGAGGAGAGAUGCUUAAAAGAUACGUAAGAUUAAGCCACAAAGUCAUCCAUUUAGGUUACUCGCGUGCCAUGCUCGUUCAGCACACAAACAGCAAUACAGGAUUAGUCGUUACUGUUCAAAUAGUUUUAGGAUCAAUUUUUGCUAGGAGUAAGGAAGCCAUAGGUGCACAUAAAUACAUAUCGACGAAAGUGGUAAGAAUGUUUUAGUUUAAGCGAAUGAUGGCAAUUGUUAGAGAGAAUUCGAUGAGAUGACAAACAUUUCGAGUGAAAGACAAUUAAGGACGAAUCGAGUGAGGGUCUGCGUAUGUUGAGAAUGUAUUGAUCCAUGAUUUACCGCGACUAUUUACUAGCUACAAGAGGAAUGCGGUUAAUAGUUUCUAAUUAUAAAAAAUAACGCCCAAUUCAGA